AUGAAGACGGUUGAUACGUUUCCGUACCCGCACGAUAUGGCCUAUGAGCAGACAGUGGGCAAGAUGUUCCAGUUUUACUCCCAUGAUGGCACAGUUUUGGGGUACAUGUUGCCGCUAGUGGCGCUAGAAUUGAGCAAACACCCCGAGACGGUCACGGUCAAUUACGCAGCACAGACGGUAACAAUCAGUGCCACGCUUGCCAGCAUAGAGGCACGUGAUGUGGCGUUUGACAAGAUUGCGCGGUGUUGGAAGAAUGCUGGCUCUUUUGAGACGUUGGAGGGCUGGCGCGAUGAGCAAUACGUGGUAUACCAUCCGCUGUCGGUGCCGUACUUGCGCGUGGAGCGCGCCUUUUCGGUCCUCAUUGGGGUCGUCACCUACGGUGUCCAUAUCAACGGAUACGUGCCAAAAGAGCAUUCUACCACGGGAAAGACCCAGAUGUGGAUUGCCCGCAGAUCGACCACCAAGCCCACAUUCCCAGGAAUGUUGGACAACACCAUUGCCGGGGGCAUCGGGUAUCCACAGACGGUGAAUGAGACUGUUAUUAAAGAGGCAAUGGAGGAGGCCAGUCUCCCUGAAGAGUAUGUCACGGAGCAUGUUCGCUCUGCGGGUGUUCUUUCGUACAUGUACCAGCACGACCCGACGUCGAUGAAGGAGGCGGGGCUCAUCCAGCCGGAGGUGCAGUUUAUCUACGAUUUGCCAUUCAUUGGGGUUGUACCAGGGGUGAAUGACGAUGAGGUGGGCGGGUUUGAGUUGAUGGAUAUAGCCGAUGUCAAGCAAGCCAUGUUAUGCGGCGAGUUCAAGCCGAACUGUGCGAUGGUUAUGCUUGACUUUUUGAUCAGGCAUGGAUUUUUGCGUGCUGGCACUGCUGUUGACGAGGACCCAGAGGUGGAGUAUAUCGAGGUGAGCGAGUUUUUGGAUAUCCAGUCUCGGUGUCACCGUCGGAUUCCCUUUCCGACGAUGUAG
Babjeviella inositovora NRRL Y-12698 is the source of this 963-nucleotide messenger RNA. RefSeq lists its product as uncharacterized. The coding region runs from base 1 to 963 and encodes 320 amino acids. Gene Ontology annotation, molecular function: 8-oxo-dGDP phosphatase activity. Lineage: Eukaryota; Fungi; Ascomycota; Pichiomycetes; Serinales. The record is from RefSeq and is a predicted model, not a curated record. The transcript has a single exon.